Molecule: messenger RNA, 2032 nt
Organism: Neurospora tetrasperma FGSC 2508
Lineage: Eukaryota; Fungi; Ascomycota; Sordariomycetes; Sordariales; Sordariaceae
Exons: 3
Coding region: 1-1983 (660 amino acids)
Biological process (GO): apoptotic process; proteolysis
Cellular component (GO): trans-Golgi network
Molecular function (GO): serine-type carboxypeptidase activity
Source: RefSeq, a predicted model, not a curated record
AUGGCCGCCACCACCACCACCACCAAAGCUAGCCGGUCCACGGCUAGCUGGAGACGACUGUCGACUCUGAUCGCGGCAUUCACGCUGUCAUGGACAUCCAGCUUCGUCGCCGCUGCUGGCUCCGCCGAUUACUUUGUCCAUGAUCUACCAGGCGCACCAGAUGGUCCUCUGGUGAAGAUGCAUGCCGGACAUAUCGAGGUCAACCCUGACAACAACGGCAACCUAUUCUUUUGGCACUUCCAGAACAAACAUAUCGCCAACAAACAACGAACCGUCAUCUGGCUAAAUGGUGGUCCUGGUUGCAGUUCCGAGGAUGGCGCAUUGAUGGAGAUUGGUCCAUACAGACUGAAGGACGAGAACACCUUGGUAUACAACGAUGGUGCAUGGAACGAGUUCGCCAACGUCUUGUUUGUCGACAACCCCGUCGGUACUGGCUUCAGUUAUGUUGACACCAACGCCUAUAUCCACGAGCUGACCGAGAUGGCCGCCAACUUUGUUACCUUUUUGGAGAGGUGGUUUGCUCUGUUCCCAGAGUACGAGCAUGACGAUCUUUACAUUGCCGGAGAGUCUUACGCCGGUCAGCACAUUCCCUACAUUGCCCAAGCUAUUCUCGAACGCAACAAGAACGCUGGCCCUGUCAAUCACAAAUGGAACCUCUCGGGCCUCCUCAUCGGCAACGGCUGGGUCUCUCCCAAAGAGCAAUACGACGCCUACCUCCAGUUUGGCUACGAGAAGGGCAUCGUCAAGAAGGGUACCGACCUCGCCAACAAGCUCGAAAUCCAACAGCGUAUCUGCCAAAAGGAAAUCGCCGUCAAGCCCGACAAGAUCGACUACCCCGAAUGCGAAGCUAUUUUGCAAGACAUGCUCCAACUGACUGCUGGCGGCGUCGGCGCCAGCGGCAAGAACCAAUGCUACAACAUGUACGACGUCCGCCUGAAGGACGACUACCCCUCGUGCGGCAUGGCCUGGCCCCCCGACCUCAAGAGCGUAACCCCAUACCUCCGCAAGGAGGAAGUUAUCAAGGCCCUCAACAUCAACGAGAACAAAUCUACCGGCUGGACUGAAUGCAACGGCCAGGUAGGCAUGAACUUCAACCCCAAGACCAAGCCGUCCAUCACCUUACUUCCCGACAUCCUCUCCGCCGGCGUUCCCAUCCUGCUCUUCUCCGGCGCCGAAGACCUCAUCUGCAACCACCUGGGCACCGAAGCCUUGAUCUCCAACAUGGAAUGGAACGGCGGCAAGGGCUUCGAGCUUACCCCUGGAACCUGGGCGCCGCGGCGCGACUGGACGUUUGAAGGCGAACCGGCCGGCUUCUGGCAGCAGGCGCGCAACCUCACCUAUGUACUGUUUUACAACUCCAGCCACAUGGUCCCCUUCGACUACCCCCGCCGCACGCGCGACAUGCUGGAUCGGUUCAUGGGCGUGGAUAUCAGCAGCAUUGGCGGACAGCCUACGGACUCGAGGCUCGACGGGGAGAAAUUACCCGAAACGACGGUCGGCGGCGCAGCAGGGAAUAGCACGAGCAACCAAGCGGCCGAGAAGGCCAAGUUGGAGAUGGCCAAGUGGGAAGCCUACCGCAAGUCAGGCGAGCUGGUUCUGGUGAUUGUCAUUGUUGCUGCGGCCUUGUGGGGAUGGUUUGUCUGGAAAGACAGGAGAAAGACUGCUGGGCAGGGGUAUAUGGGUGUUGCUACGGGCGAGAGACACAGCAUUUCUACCAACCCGGGACCUCAUGGGACCCGUGGUAGUGGUGGUGGUGGUAGGACGAGGGGUCAGGGGUUGGAAGGUUUCAGGAAUAAGAGAAGCGGGAGGAGGGAUGUUGAGGCGCAGGAUUUUGACGAGAGCGAGUUGGAUGAUUUGCAUUUGAGCAAGCCGGAGGACCCGCAUGCGGAUAGUAGGUAUAGCAUUGGUGGUGCUAGUGAUGAUGAGGAGGAGCAAAAACCGGGGAAGGGUAGUUCUAGUAGGCAGCCUGGGGGGAGGUCGUGAUAAGUUAGUGGUAGCUUUGGGUGAAAUAUUGACUUGGUUAUUCUUAUAG